UUUGGGCCGAUCUGAGAUUAGGGCACGACUAACUCACAGAUUAUCGGAUUAAAAAAUAAUUUAGGGGUGUAAAACGAGAAAACUCGCGAAUAAAGAGACGUUUUGCUUAACAAACAAAUAAAAGUGAAAUUAGACUUAAAUGUAUGGCCAUUCCAAUUCAAGAUUUUAGUUAAAAAAAACUCCGUACAAAGUGUCUUUGUUCCUAAUGUAAACACUACGCAGUGCAAGGUGUCGAUGGCCCGCCCCAGCACCAUCACGAUCAGGAAGCACUCGUACAUAAGUGACUGAUAAUCCUGCUCUAAAUCACUAAAACACGAGCCAACCCUCCUACUAAAUAUACUUCCUGAUUUAGCAAAAGAAUCGAACGAUAUCCAAGCUAUGAUUUAUGAAUUUUGUUCUCUAUAAAUAUCAAAUAUAAUUUCCGAAUCUUCACUCGGUGGUUGAUAUAAAUCCUUGACCACGAUCAGGUACAAUCUGGAGCCUUUGUCGUACCUGGAAGCGAAAUACUCGUGGAAAAUCUAGACAUUUUUUCAAUUCCUUGGAGUUUGCGUUUCGUUUAGGAAUUUCUUAAUUUUGAAGUCAUGUUUUGGAUUGGUAUUACGCUGGCUGUUUUCACCAUCGUCGUCCCUGUAUAUUCUACUCCCUGUGAUAUUCCCCAAUUAUUACAAGGAAAUAUUGUCAAGAUAACUCAUGUCGCUGGUGACGUCACCAGACCAUCCGUCGAAAGAUCCAGUUUUUCGUACGAUGCAUUAGGUCAGCGGUAUUACGCAAACGUUCAACUGGACGAUGGGACUUCGUACCAGUUCAUCAAACUCUACAAAGAGAAAAAAGUGUUCAARAUUCUUUCUGACGGAACGUGUCAAAUAUUUCGUACACGCUCAACCGACACCUUUCCCUUGCUGAAGAUUCCAACAUCAAAGUUCGAAGUGCGUCUGUCCAGUGCGCCUGAACUAAAUGUGUAUAGCGGAAGCACGCACAAAGGUCAAUUUGUUGUCUCAACAUUAGGGAACAGAUGUCUUCCAUUGGCCUGGACAGAAUAUCUACCUCUUGGACCCAGGUUUCUCGUCAAAGAACAGCAUUUUUCUGGAAUAGAUGAACAAGUCGACUUCAACAAAUUCAAUCCACCUUCAACCUGUGUUAAGCCAAGGUUUCUCGUUCCAUGGUAGUGGCAUCGUCUAAGAUUCCAACGCUUAAAUUGUGGACUGAAUCUCUAGGAGCUGUUAAUAUUUAACUCAAUUGUAUAAAAUGUAUUUUAUUUGGUAAUUUAAUCUCUAUUAUAUGGCGAAAGGAAAAUUGAAUGAAUAAAAAAUACCUUAUGAAAAAUAAAGGAUUUUAAAAUAA
This is a messenger RNA of Actinia tenebrosa (Australian red waratah sea anemone), 1341 nucleotides long. RefSeq lists its product as uncharacterized. Gene Ontology annotation, biological process: cell-matrix adhesion. Gene Ontology annotation, molecular function: calcium ion binding. Gene Ontology annotation, cellular component: extracellular region; lysosome. Lineage: Eukaryota; Metazoa; Cnidaria; Anthozoa; Actiniaria; Actiniidae. The record is from RefSeq and is a predicted model, not a curated record.